AUGUAUGCUAAAAUGUAUCGUAGUCUCCUGGUAUGUGCAGGUCUUUUGAUUGACUGUUGUUAUCUUUAUCAACCAUUUAAUGGACUAUUACUGAAUGGACUAUUACUGAAUGGACUAUUACUGAAUGGACUAUUACUGAAUGGACUAUUACUGAAUGAUUAUUAUAUACUGGUAAAUGUUCUAGACGAUUACAUAUUGAUACAUAUUUUUCUGAAAUAUCGCAUUUUGAUCAGAAUUUUUCUCAAUGACAAUUUCGCCUUCAGAAGAAAUUGUAAACAAUCAACUUUAGGAAAUGAAAAUAGCCAACCAAGAUAUUGUAAUCAUGCAAAUGAUGCGGGUCGCCUGGAAGAUUUCACUAUAAAAACCUAUCACAUGGAUCCAACCAUUUUCUAUUCAUAUGGUAGUUUGUGUUAUCAGCAUACGGGAAAAUUUCCCCCCAAUACCACUGAAGUGAACUGUGCAACAGAGUCGUCCGGUCGAUAUCUAGAAAUCGCCAAACUGAAGGUGAAUACCUCGCCACUGGAAUUAUGUGAAGUAGAAGUUUAUGGGUUCGAAAUUCCAUCUCAAAUGACAGGCGUAGGUUACUGUGAGAAUAAAGAAUCAAGAAUGGCUGGUAUCAAUAUGAAGAUGGAUACCACAACAGCUAUUGAAUGCGCUAGAGAAUGUGACCAUGAACCCAGUUGUCUGGCUUUUAAUUAUGAACAUGUCUCUACCAACAAUAAUUGUAUCCUUUUAACACAGAUUGGCCCGAUAAACUACGAUAUUGGUGUUAGUUAG
Lottia gigantea (owl limpet) is the source of this 777-nucleotide messenger RNA. RefSeq lists its product as hypothetical. The coding region runs from base 1 to 777 and encodes 258 amino acids. The transcript is spliced from 10 exons. NCBI's taxonomy places the organism in Eukaryota, Metazoa, Mollusca, Gastropoda, Lottiidae. The record is from RefSeq and is a predicted model, not a curated record.